CAUUUGGCCUUCCUGACACUUGCCUUGAAUAUUCUGCUAACUGCUUCUGCAGGUCAGGCAUGAAAUCAGUUUCCUGAAACUGAGUCCAGAAGGAAAAGGCCCAAGUUCAGUGCUGUGAACCUCUCUGGCUGCCUUCCAAGCAGGGAGGCUAGAAUGAGCUUUGCCCUGGAGUGACACUCCUUGUCACUGAUUAACCAGCUCCAUAGGAAGGUUGCUCUGACAACCUUCUGCUCUGUCGGGAGAGAGAGAUCCGGUCAAGCUUUGGUGAGCAGAAAAAUGUCCACUCGCUACCAUCAAGCUGCUAGUGAUAGUUACCUGGAACUUCUGAAAGAGGCUACCACACGAGACCUGAAUCUUUCCGAUGAAGAUGGAAUGACGCCCACUCUGCUAGCAGCCUACCAUGGCAACCUGCAAGCCCUGGAAAUAAUCUGCAGUAGGGGAGGGGACCCCAACAGAUGUGACAUCUGGGGAAAUACUCCUCUACAUUAUGCUGCCUCCAAUGGCCAUGCCCACUGUGUCUCAUUCCUGAUCAAUUUUGGUGCCAACAUCUUUGCCCUGGAUAAUGACUUAAAGACUCCCCUGGAUGCUGCUGCCAGCAGGGAGCAGAGCGAAUGUGUUGCCCUCUUGGAUAAGGCUGCCACUACCCAGAAUGCUAUAAACCCCAAGAAGGUCACCAGGUUGAAGGAGCAGGCUCAGAAGAAUGCCAGGAGGCAAAUCAAAGACUGUGAAAAGCUCCAGGAGAAGCAUCAAAAUAAGAUGGCCCAAGCCUACAGUAAGGAGGAAUCUAGGACUCUUCCUUCUGUCAAGGGCACCUUCUCCAGAUCAUCCUUCUCAAGUGCUUCUGCUUCUAGCACAUUUGGAUCACUCUCUAAGGGCAUUAAAGAUACCUUCAAGAUGAAGUUCAAGAAAAACAAAGAUACAGCAGAACAGAUGAGCAAUGAAGGCAGAAGUGGGCAGAGGAAUGUGAUGGAAGUGUUCAGAGAGGAGGAAGAAGAGUCAUUACCAGGAGGCUUCAAAGAGAAGCUCACAUUCUCAGCAGAGGAGGACAGCAGUGUACAACAUGAAUCCAUUCUCAGCCGUCCAGGUCUUGGAAACAUUGUUUUUAGGCGGAACCGAGGGUUAGGCUCUGAAGAUCUCUCAGACAGCAAGAGAGAGCUGGAGUUUAAAAUGCCCAGUGAACUGCUCCAGAGACAAGGAAGGGCAGAGGCUGAUGAAGCUGAGGCUGAAGAGGCAGAGGAAAAUGGCCCUGUAGGUGAUUUGCCUUGGGAUGAGGAUGAAGUGGAGUGGGAGGAAGAUGUGGUGGAUGCAACUCCCCUGGAAGUGUUUUUGCAGUGCCUGCACCUGGAAGAAUUCCUUCCUAUUUUCACAAGAGAGCAGAUUGAUCUGGAAGCUCUGCUGCUUUGUUCCGAUGAGGACCUUCAGAACAUCCAGAUACAGCUGGGUCCCAGGAAGAAAGUUCUUAAUGCCAUAAAUAGAAGGAAGCAGGUGUUGCACCUGCCUGGGAAGCUGGUAGACACCAGCCUCUGAAGGACAUUACUGGGUCAACAGGAUGAGCCUGCAGCAGCAGGAGAUGCUCUGGCUCAUGGAAAGCACUCCAGGCCACACUCUUUACUUACCCAAUGCCAUACCCCUGGGAGCCCAUUCUAGGGUAUUCCCAUCUAAGAAAGAAGCCCAGAUUCGACUCUUAGAAAUACCUAGGCCUAUCCAAAUUAACCAUCAAUGAGAAACUCAAGGGUAACCUGGAAUAAGAGCUGGGCUUUUCUUUUCAAUUAUCGUUUUGGUAUUUUUGAAUAAAGAGUUGCAUGUAUGAUAGAAAAGGGGAAGGAAUUUUCAUUACUCUUCUAACUUUUGGAUAUAAAAUGACCAUUUAUCAUUACACUAUCCUACUUGUUGAUACAGGCAGCCUGGGGAUUCUAAGCCUGGUUCUGUCCUUAACUCUAUAACUUUGCUUGUCAUUGGACAUCAAAGUUCUUCACUGCCUGAGGCUUGACAAUUAGCUUAUAUGCACCUAACCCUUAAACAGAGAGGCAAGAAACAAAGAAUAGUGUUCCAUUGGUAGACUGAAUUAUGUCCCUCUUAAAACUCAUUAUGUUGGGGCUCUGACACCCACACUGUUUUUGGAGAUAGGUCUUAAAAAUUAAGUGGUAUGAUAAGGUCAGCAUCCUCCCAUAUGACUGAUCUCCUAUAUGACUGAUAAGAAAAGGACACUAUACCAAAGAUGUGAUCAUACAGGGAGAAAAGAUCAUAUAAGGAUACAGCAAAAGAGUGCUGUCUGCAACCCACCGAAAGAGAUCUCAGGAGAAACCAAACCUGCCAACAUCUUGAUUUUGGACUUUCAGCUGCCAGAAGUGAAAAAAUAAAUUUCUGUUGUGUAAUUCA
Cavia porcellus (domestic guinea pig) is the source of this 2379-nucleotide messenger RNA. It is a transcript of the gene Anks4b, whose product is annotated as ankyrin repeat and sterile alpha motif domain containing 4B. The transcript has 3 exons. The coding region runs from base 277 to 1527 and encodes 416 amino acids. The record is from RefSeq and is a predicted model, not a curated record. Gene Ontology annotation, biological process: brush border assembly. Gene Ontology annotation, molecular function: protein binding. NCBI's taxonomy places the organism in Eukaryota, Metazoa, Chordata, Mammalia, Rodentia, Caviidae.